AGGGGAGAGAGAGCUGUGCGGGACAAGCUGCUCCUGCAGAAGGAUGCCGCUGCUAGCCCUGUCCUGGCUAGGCCUCACGUCAGUGGCGGCAUCCCUGUGGCAGCUCCCGCUGCUGGUCGGGGCUUCCUGGCUUCUGGCCCGCCUCCUGACCUGGGCCUGCACCUUCCGUGGCAACUGCCGCCGCCUUCGGGGCUUCCCGCAGCCGCCAAAGCGGAACUGGCUCUUGGGCCACAUGGGCCAGCUCACACCCAACGAGGAGGGCAUGAAGCUCGUGACUCAGAUGGUGACCACCUACCCCAAGGGCUUUAAGGUGUGGCUUGGUCCCACCUUCCCCCUCAUCAUUUUAUGCCACCCUGACAUUGUCCGGCCUAUCACCAGCGCCUCAGCUGCCAUUGCACCCAAGGACGUGGUCUUCUAUAGAUUCCUGAAGCCCUGGCUGGGGGACGGGCUCCUGCUGAGUGCUGGUGACAAGUGGAGCCGCCACCGUCGAAUGCUCACGCCUGCCUUCCAUUUCAACAUCCUGAAGCCCUACGUACAGAUCUUCAACAAGAGUGUGAACAUCAUGCAUGCCAAGUGGCAGCGCCUGGCCUCUGAGGGCAGCACCCGUCUGGACAUGUUUGAGCACAUCAGCCUCAUGACCUUGGACAGUCUGCAGAAAUGCGUCUUCAGCUUCGACAGCAACUGCCAGGAGAAGCCCAGUGACUAUAUCGCCGCCAUCUUGGAGCUCAGCGCCCAUGUCGAAAGAAGGAACCAGCAGAUCCUCCUGCACAUGGACUGCCUGUACUACCUCACCCCUGACCGGUGGCGCUUCCGCAAGGCCUGCCGCCUGGUACACGACUUCACAGAUGCCGUCAUCCAGGAGCGGCGUCACACCCUCCCUGCUCACGGCAUCGAUGACUUCCUCAGGGCCAAAGCCAAGUCCAAGACACUGGACUUCAUUGAUGUGCUCCUGCUGAGCAAGGAUGAAGAUGGGAAAGAGUUGUCAGAUGAGGACAUAAGAGCGGAAGCUGACACCUUCAUGUUUGAGGGCCAUGACACCACGGCCAGCGGCCUCUCUUGGGUCCUGUACCACCUCGCGAGGCACCCAGAACACCAGGAGCGCUGUCGGCAAGAGGUGCGGAAGCUCAUGAGGGACCGGGAGACUACGGAGAUUGGAUGGGAGGACCUGGCCCAGCUGCCCUUCCUGACCAUGUGCAUCAAGGAGAGCCUGCGGCUGCACCCCCCUGUCCCGGUCGUCUCCCGCUGCUGCACCCAGGACAUUGUGCUUCCCGAUGGCCGCGUCAUCCCUAAAGGCGUUACCUGCCUCAUCUCCAUUUUUGGGAUUCAUCACAACCCAGAAGUGUGGCCGGACCCUGAGGUCUAUGACCCUUUCCGCUUUGACCCGGAAAACAUCAAGGAAAUGUCGCCUCUGGCUUUUAUUCCCUUCUCAGCAGGGCCCAGGAACUGCAUCGGACAGAUGUUCGCCAUGACUGAGAUGAAGGUGGUCCUGGCACUCACGCUGCUGCGCUUCCGCAUCCUGCCUGACGCCACGGAGCCCCGCAGGAAGCCAGAGCUGAUUCUGCGUGCAGAGGGUGGGCUUUGGUUGCACCUGGAGCCACUGAACUCCGGCCCUCAGUGA
Molecule: messenger RNA, 1618 nt
Organism: Carlito syrichta (Philippine tarsier)
Lineage: Eukaryota; Metazoa; Chordata; Mammalia; Primates; Tarsiidae
Gene: CYP4F84
Product: phylloquinone omega-hydroxylase CYP4F11-like
Exons: 13
Coding region: 44-1618 (524 amino acids)
Molecular function (GO): monooxygenase activity; oxidoreductase activity, acting on paired donors, with incorporation or reduction of molecular oxygen; heme binding
Source: RefSeq, a predicted model, not a curated record